UCCUACGCCAAGGUCGUCGUUGGGGCCGAUUUGGUCUCCGCGACACCUAACGUGGCCCUCCAGAAGGCACGGAGCUGGGACGAAGGUGUCUCUUCCAAACGAACUAAUUUAUUCUACCUAGAACUUAAGAACAAUAGAAAGAUAUGCUUUUCUGUUCCUGAUGCAUAUACGGGAGUUUGUUCCCAGCAACAUGUCCCGAGUUACAAAAACAACAUUGAUAAGUUCAAGGCUAAAGGGGUGGACUCUGUCAGUUGUGUGGCUGUCAAUGAUCCUUUUAUCAUAAACGACUUAGUUACAUGUGUUCUUUCUUCCCAUCUAGAUGAAUUCUAUGGAGACUUUGAUGGGAAAUUUCACACGAGUUUGGAGUUGGAGAAGGAUCUCUCUGGUGCUUUGCUUGGACCUCGAUCUAAGAGGAUGGUCGGCAUUUGUGAAGAUGGGAAAAUCAAGGUCCUUAACUUCGAAGAAGUGCCGUCGGACUUAAAGGUUUCUGGUGGGUGA
Linum tenue is the source of this 498-nucleotide messenger RNA. The record is from the annotation of a GenBank genome assembly. Lineage: Eukaryota; Viridiplantae; Streptophyta; Magnoliopsida; Malpighiales; Linaceae.